Oenanthe melanoleuca is the source of this 1193-nucleotide messenger RNA. RefSeq names its product POP4 homolog, ribonuclease P/MRP subunit (gene POP4). Gene Ontology annotation, cellular component: ribonuclease MRP complex; ribonuclease P complex. Gene Ontology annotation, molecular function: ribonuclease P RNA binding. The record is from RefSeq and is a predicted model, not a curated record. Lineage: Eukaryota; Metazoa; Chordata; Aves; Passeriformes; Muscicapidae. The coding region runs from base 45 to 707 and encodes 220 amino acids. Gene Ontology annotation, biological process: rRNA processing; tRNA 5'-leader removal. The transcript has 7 exons.
GUCAUCGGUAACGUCAUCGCUCCGCGCCGGCUGCGCCGCACGCCAUGGAGGAGCAGCUGUACCGCCGGCUGCCGCCCGAGGAGAGCGGGGAGCUGCGCCUGCAGCCCCAGGACUCAGAAAAAGCCAAGACAUUUGUACAUGCCUUCCUGAAGCGUAGCAUGCCUAAAAUGAAGGAUGAAGAUAUCCAGGAUAUGUUAACUCGGAAAGCUGUUGUUCUGGAGCAUUAUCCCAAAAAAAAGACCAAGCAAAAGGGAAAGAAGACAAAAGGUUUUACUGCCAAGCAGAGGCGAGAGCUGCGUCUGUUUGAUAUUGAACCUGAGCAGCAAAGAUAUUCCAUCUUCCUCCCACUCCACGAACUCUGGAAACAGUACAUCAGAGACCUGUGCCAUGGACUCAAACCUGAUGCGCAACCCUAUAUGAUUCAGAGCAAGCUGCUCAAAGCUGAUCUCCAUGGAGCCAUUGUUACAGUUACAAAAUCAAAGUGCCCCUCUUAUGUUGGGAUAACAGGAAUCAUUCUACAGGAAUUUAAACACGUCUUCAAAAUUAUCACUAAAGAGGACAAAUUAAAAGUUGUUCCCAAACUUAACAAUGUGUUUAGCUUGGAGCUUGAUGGAUUCAUUUCCUACAUCUAUGGAAGCAAGUUCCUGCUCAGAGCAAGUGAGCGAUCUGCCAAAAAAUUCAAGUUGAAAGGAACUAUUGACUUGUGAUGUCAUGGGAAGUCAGAAGCACUCACAGAAAUGUCUGCUGUUUACCUGCAGUUCAAGGAGCAGGUUUUCUGGCAGAUGGAAAAAGCAGCAGCCAUGUGAAAUACUUACAAAGCAUUUCUUCUUACUGAGGAAUGAGCAGUAUCUGCUGUCCUUAAGCAGUCUCACUGACUGCUGAAAUUGGUUGUGUCUGGUUUUUUUAUUUGUAUAUAAUAUUCUGGCUUUUUUAAAGUUAUAUGAUUAAUAUUAACUACUUCUGUUUCAGUUUAUAAAUUGUAAAUUUGUACAGUGAAAAUUAUAUUUUGUAACUCUGAACUUUGUAAUAAAUGUUUUUGUUGCCUUCUGUAUAAAUUGGGCUUUAGCUGCCUUUUACAUGCUUGCAGUGAGACUGCAGGUGCUGACAACUGCUCUUUAUUAUCAUUGUGCCUGAGUCAAUAUCAGCAUCUUGGCCUGCUGCAGCCAGGUGCAAAUAAAUUGUUUCAGCAGGCA